CACAAUUUUAUUUUUACAAAAUUUUAAGUGUAUCAAUAAUUUCACUAAAAAAGCCAAAAAUAUCUUACUAAAACAAUGGAUAAAGAAACCAAGAAGUCCCGUGAAGCAGCCAAAAGAAUGCGUCGAAAAAUUUUGAAGAGUGCAACAGGCGAACGAGAAAUCGGAAAAGAAGAGAAAAGAAUCGUGUACUGUCCAUGCAAAACUAGAUAUCAAGAAAUUAAGGAUUUCAAGGAUGAACUAGAGAAGAGAGUGAAAAUAAAAGAAGAUGAACUGAGAGAAGUUACAGAGGAAAGACUGCAAAAUCAUUUGCAGUAUUUAAAAAACAGAUUCAAUAAUAUCUUGAGAAAUGAGCAGAUCCGCACGUCCGCGAUGCUGCGCGAAGCCAACCGCGACAAGCAGGAGAAGAUCAGCGCGUUGCAGAGGCAGCUGGAGUGCGCCAACAUAUCGGCGCUCAUGUACGUCGUGUGCUGCGAGCGACGACGCAAGGACAUUGAAGUUGCGGCGCUGAGAGACGAAUACGCUGCAUACGUGGAGGCACUGGAACAGCUGUUAGCAGAUAGUCAGAUCAUCAUCUCCAAGCUGGUGCGAGGGUACAGGACAGCGGGGAGAGUGGACGAGGAAUGGCGAGGAAAGAUGAAAGCAGUUGUGGGUGAGUUCACAGCCUUCGUCGAGCACUUCACCGGUGUGUCAGCGAGCCAUCUCUUCGACAUGCAGCUGCUGGAGACCAAAGCCCCGGUCUUCCCCGAGACUAAAAUGGAGCCAUGUGAGGACACCGAGAUGGAGACAGAAUCAAUACCAGAAGAUCCAGAAUCUAAACAGUGGUGGCAGCGCCUCGCUGAUCAUCCGUUUCUGGUGUUUGGUGACAUGUCGGAACUCUCUCCGGGGGAGAGACUGGGCGUAGUGAGGGAAGUGAGAAAUAUGGCGAAGACACCAGCGCCGGAGAAGUGGCGGGAGUAUGCCUUCAACAACAUAUCUCUGAAAGAUACUUGCAGCAACUGGGAGGCGAUCAAACAGAGGUACAAGGCGCUGAGCUCGCCGCAUGUGAAGAGACAAACACAACAGGCUGAUAUCAAACAGAGUUCGGACACGAGUCGUCGGCUGACCUCGAUGAACGUGGAUUACCGAAGUCGGAUGGGCUCUAUUCUUAAGAUGAUCACCUCCACUGGAACAAACUCGCAAGUCCCGAAGACGUCGUUGCUAGCAGCCAAGGAUUCCUUGGAAAUUUUGUCCGUGACAAAACUGCGGAGCCGAAAUGGAAGACAUUCCAACUAUGAAAACGAAGUCAAACUUCGUCUUCGAAAUAAAAUAGAGGACCUGUUUGAAGAAAAAUUGGAAGAUACUUACAAUUUGGAAGGACUUUCAGAUCAAGAGGAGUUAUUGAGAGAGGAAGAAGAAAAAGUUGAGAAUUUAGACGAAGAUGAUGACGUUGAUUUUCCUACAUUGGGAAGUAUGGCAGCUGAUAGUAUGUUAGUUAUACCAAAUCAUGUACCAGACGUGGACCGAAAGAUUAGCACUGAGAAGAUAUGUCCAGAGAUAGACUGUCAGAGAGCAAGAGAUGAAUUCUGGGACUCUCUCCCUCCGUACAUGAAAGCUAGCCCUGCAACAUACUAUGAGAUGACGUAUGAACAGUAUGAGACUUGUACGCCAGAACAACUGCAAAUUCUCGAAAAGAGAAUAGAAGAGCGCAAGAAGAGAGAGAAAGCCGAAGCUCUCACGCUGGAGAAUCCUUUAGACGAGUGGGCUGAUGAUGUGGUUGGUGAUGGUGAUAAUAUUGAUGAUGAGAAUGGUGAUAAGAAAAGUGAUAGAAAUGGCGAUGAAGUACAAUGCACCUGUGGAAGGGAAGAUGAUGAAAAGAAAGAUUUGUCAGUUAAAAUGCUGUAUCCAACCAAAGAGAAGAUGGAUAGAAUCACGAAAGAGUUCUUCUUCGAAGACAGAAUCGAGUUCAACAGGUUCAAAGUUGUGGAACAAGGAGAAAGGACCAAGCAAGAGAAACCCAAAUUGACGCAGGUCAAUGAACUAUUGAAGCAGUACCCGAGUAUGUGCGGAUUAUUCGAAGGAACGGCAUAAUAAAAUAACAAAAUUUC
Messenger RNA from Aricia agestis (brown argus), 2084 nucleotides. RefSeq lists its product as uncharacterized. The transcript is spliced from 18 exons. The coding region runs from base 76 to 2067 and encodes 663 amino acids. The record is from RefSeq and is a predicted model, not a curated record. Lineage: Eukaryota; Metazoa; Arthropoda; Insecta; Lepidoptera; Lycaenidae.